This is a messenger RNA of Vanrija pseudolonga, 1082 nucleotides long. Its product is annotated as Glyceraldehyde-3-phosphate dehydrogenase. Lineage: Eukaryota; Fungi; Basidiomycota; Tremellomycetes; Trichosporonales; Trichosporonaceae. The coding region runs from base 60 to 1082 and encodes 340 amino acids. The record is from RefSeq and is a predicted model, not a curated record. Gene Ontology annotation, biological process: glycolytic process; glucose metabolic process. Gene Ontology annotation, molecular function: glyceraldehyde-3-phosphate dehydrogenase (NAD+) (phosphorylating) activity; NAD binding; NADP binding. Gene Ontology annotation, cellular component: cytosol. The transcript is spliced from 8 exons.
UCUCUUUCUUCAUCGAACUGAACAAGAAAACAAAACAAAUUCCCACCUCAAAGAUCAAAAUGUCUGUCCAGGUCGGCAUCAACGGUUUCGGUCGCAUUGGUCGUAUCGUUCUCAGGAACGCCAUCGAGCACGGCGAACUCAAUGUUGUUGCUAUCAACGACCCCUUUAUCGAUCUUGAGUACAUGGUUUACAUGUUCAAAUAUGACUCGACCCACGGCCGUUUCAACGGCACUGUUGAACAAAAGGACGGUAAACUGGUUAUCAACGGCAAGCCCGUUGCCGUCUUUGGUGAGCGCGACCCCUCAACCAUUCCUUGGGGUCAAGUCGGUGCCGACUAUGUCGUGGAGUCUACCGGCUUCUUCACGACGACCAAGCACGCCUCAGCCCAUCUCACCGGCGGUGCCAAGAAAGUAAUCAUCUCGGCUCCUUCGUCGGACGCGCCCAUGUUCGUAGUCGGCGUCAACCUCGACGCCUACAAGCCCGAGUACAAGGUCAUUUCCAACGCGUCCUGCACCACAAACUGCCUCGCCCCUCUCGCAAAGGUCAUCCAUGACAAGUACACGAUUGUUGAAGGUCUCAUGACCACUGUCCACGCUACCACUGCGACCCAGAAGACGGUUGACGGCCCUUCAGGCAGGGAAUGGCGCGGCGGCCGUGGUACUACUGCCAACAUCAUUCCCCUGGGGACCGGUGCGGCCAAGGCGGUCGGCAAGGUUAUUCCUUCCCUCAACGGAAAGCUGACUGGCAUGUCGUUCCGUGUCCCCGUCUCGGACGUCUCCGUGGUCGACCUCGUUGUCCGCCUUGAGAAGAGCGCGUCGUACGACGACAUCAAGGCCACCAUCAAGAGUGCAUCCGAGUCGCAUGUGCUCAAGGGAAUCCUCGGCUACACCGAUGAGGAAGUGGUGUCGACCGACUUCCUCGGGUCUACCGAGUCGUCCAUCUUUGAUGCCAAAGCCGGCAUCUCGCUCAACCCCAACUUUGUCAAGCUCAUCUCGUGGUACGACAACGAGUAUGGCUACUCACGCCGUGUCUGCGACCUCAUUGCAUAUGUAGCCAAGGUGGACAAGGCCGGCAAGGCAUGA